AUGUCUUUGGUUGCACCUAAUUCCUUGACAAAUUUGUCCUCUUCCUUGACAUUGCUUUCACUUGUGGGUUGUGGAUUGCAAGGGGAGUUCCCACGUAACAUCUUUCUUCUACCAAACCUAGACUCCCUCAUUUUGGCAGACAACGAAGGCCUCACUGGCUCUUUUCCUUCCUCCAAUGUGAGUAAUGUCCUCUGGCAGCUGGUCCUUUCUGAUACAAGAAUUUCAGUACAUUUAGAAAAUGACUUCAUCAGUAAGCUCAAGUCGUUAGAAUAUAUGUGGCUUCGCAAUUGUGACAUUCGAAGGACAAAUGUAGCUCUGCUUGGUUAUUUGGACCUUCAUAACAAUCAUUUCAUAGGCCAUAUAAGUGAAUUCCAACAUAAUUCGUUGGAAUACCUUGAUCUGAGCAAUAAUCACUUCCAUGGUCCAGUCCCAAGCUCAAUUUUCAAACAAGAGUAUUUGGAAGUCCUUAUUCUUGCGUCCAACAAUAAACUGACAGGUGAGAUUUCUUAUUCUAUAUGCAAGCUGAAAUACCUUGAAAUCCUUGACCUGUCCAACAACAGUCUGAGUGGUUCUAUUCCACAAUGUUUGAGCAACUUCAGCAACACUCUCUCAAUUUUGCAUCUAGGCAUGAACAAUCUUCAAGGCACUAUCUCUUUAGCAUUCUCAGAGGGGAAUAGCUUGGGAUAUCUCAGCCUCAAUGACAACGAAUUGGAAGGGGAAAUACCAUCAUCUAUCAUCAAUUGCACAAUGUUGGAAGUUCUUGAUCUUGGCAACAAUAAGAUUAAGGAUACAUUCCCCCAUUUCCUAGAAAGGCUUCCAAAGUUGCAGGUUCUUGUUCUAAAAUCCAAUAAACUCCAGGGUUUUGUGAAGGAUCCGACUACUUAUAAUUCAUUCUCUAAAUUACAGAUUUUUUACAUCUCCAGCAAUAAUUUGAGUGGACCAUUACCAACAGGGUUUUUCAAUAGUCUUGAAGCAAUGAUGACCUCGCAUCAAAAUAUGAUUUACAUGACAUCAAACAAUUACUAUGGUUUUGCCGAUAUUUAUGCCUAUUCCGUAGAAAUGACGUGGAAAGGAUUGGAAUUUGAGUUUGUAAAAAUUCAAAGUAUCCUCAGAGUACUUGAUUUGUCAAGUAAUAGUUUCACUGGUGAGAUUCCAAAAUUGAUCGGAAAGCUUAAAGGACUCCAACAACUUAACCUCUCUCACAAUUACUUUACUGGUCAUAUCCAAUCAUCAUUGGGAAUUUUGACCAAUCUAGAAUCAUUAGAUCUAUCUUCAAAUUUGUUUACUGGAAGGAUUCCUAUACAGUUGGUAGAUCUAACAUUUCUCCAAGUCUUAGACCUUUCACAUAACCGGCUUGAAGGACCCAUACACAAAGGAAAGCAGUUCAACACGUUUGAUCAUCGCUCAUUCGAAGGAAACUCUGGUUUGUGUGGAUUUCCAAUGCCAGAAGAAUGUAGCAAUGGCGAGGCACCACCAUUACCACCAUCAAUGAUUCAACAUUGCUUGAAGAUGGGUUUGGAUGGAAAGCUGUGGCAAUUGGGUAUGGAUGUGGGUUUAUGUUUGGGGUCAUAA
Populus trichocarpa (black cottonwood) is the source of this 1572-nucleotide messenger RNA. RefSeq names its product receptor-like protein Cf-9 homolog. Gene Ontology annotation, molecular function: protein binding. The record is from RefSeq and is a predicted model, not a curated record. Lineage: Eukaryota; Viridiplantae; Streptophyta; Magnoliopsida; Malpighiales; Salicaceae. The coding region runs from base 1 to 1572 and encodes 523 amino acids. The transcript has 2 exons.